UCUGUUUAAAGAUUAACUUUACAAAAUAAAAUAUAAAAAUGGAUUACGCGAGGAAAAUAGGGAAAAAGAAGAAACCUGACAGUUACACUCCAAAGACCGUUGUUACAAUGGUAACAGCGUUUGAUUAUGAUUUGACAAAAGACAUCCCAAAGGAUAUAGAAGAUCGACGUUUAAAAAAUUGGAAAAAAUGGUUGGUCGAGAGAGAAAAGAUCGGUCGUCGUAUAAAAUCUAUAACGGGUCGUUCCGAAAUCGAUCAGACUAUAAACUCUUGCGAGAAAGUACGUUCCCUGGUCGAGUUGAAAAACUUGAUGGAAUACGCCUCGAUACCGGUUCCUCUGAUACCUGAUAAAUAUCGCGGUGGUCCAGAAUUUUGGAGAGUUCCGGAAUCCUUGCCUAAACAUGGUGAUGUUUGUUUGCCCGAGAUAACAAUGGUACCGACCAAAAAGGAUCUGAAUCUUCCACCGGACAUGACGUACGUCGACGUACCAGAAUUGAUCGAGGAAGAAAAAGGUUUAUAUGGUAUCUCGUUGAAGGAGACUACGUGGGAACGAAAUUUGUACUUUAAACAACGCGAACAAGAACUGCACGAAGAGAUAAAGCUUUUGAUGCCUAAGAAACCAGAAACGAAGAAACUUUUAAUUUGUGGUAAGACUUUCGUGAGGCCAAAGAAACCGCCAAAAAAACCCAUUAUAACGAUUACGUUAGCGGAAGAGGACAAACCCUGUAAAGAUUUAGAUUUGGCAAUAAUUCUGAAGAUACAGGAUCGAGAGAUCGUUCAAAAUUCAAACGAUCGGUCCAACGAAAAACCCAUAGAAUGGAACUUCAACUUUCGUGGUAGGGUCGAUGAGAGAUCCGAGCAGAAGAUCACUUUUGAGAACAAAGGUAAUAUCGUGAUUCAUUAUCGCUGGAGAGACUGGUCUUUUCAACCGAAUUUUCAAUUUUUCCAAAAACACGACAGCCCUUUCUACUUCAACAAAACCGAUGGGAUCGUUUUACCAGGAAAAAUCGAGGAACUGAAGAUCUGGUAUUUGCCACGAUCGUCCAACGUAUUCCUCGAAUCCUGGAGACUCUUUACAGACCCAAAAAUAAGCAAUUCUCCAUUGAUCUGUCGAUUCUGGGGUUGUGCCGAAGAAAGAGACGAUAAGAUAUCGAGUUGUUUCGCCAUAUCCAAGAUCGACUUGUACUUAAAUCGUUGUAUCAAAGACUCAAUAAUUCGAGAGAUCAUCGAGAAGAUAAUAGCUAAUAUCGAUUAUAGAAAACCAUCCGAACCCGCAUACAGUAGUCUGUUUCUUGAAAACGAGGUCUUCAGAGCUAAAAAUCCUUAUCAUUUUUAUCAUAUGGAUAUUAUAUUGAAAUUACGCGAACUUUAUCACGAGGUGACCGAACGACCGGCCGUACCUUGGAAUUUAUCUCUGAACGAUCUUCGGGAGAUCCUUCUACUUAUAAAAAAACCAGAACGGAGACAGCAAAUGCUUCUACGAUUCAGUAAUCUCUGCAAGGAAUGCUUGAAGCCUCCAUUGAUUUCUACUUUCGUAAAUGAUAAGAAAUAUACGGCUGUAUAUAAUGCGUUGUGUUCGUUUGCGAAUUGUUUCGAGAUCGAGAGCGAAUUUGUGUUGACCAAUUGUAUUUUAACUAAAGAGAACAAACCGAUCGAUCCGAAUGACUCAUUGAUGUCACAAUUAUCUGCGGGAAGUAUUAACAAGCAUCGUAAAAAGAAUAAGAAUCAAGACAAUGAGCCGACGAAGUCACAGGUAUUAGGAAGCUCUGUGAGCUUGGAGCAGAGGUAUACCGGCAAUCAACUUUACAAGGAGGUAUUUUUCGUUCGUAUUUAUGAGAUAUUAGGUGAGAUUAUAGAACGUAUUUCGGCGAUAAUUGACUCUUACAAUCGAUUGGAUGGGAUAGACACUUCGUUCUGUCUGUCGAGAUAAAAAGUGCGUGUUAUAUAAGGGUGAAAUAAUCAAAGUAAAAAUUAUACGAAAUUCGAAUACUUUUUAUAACUCA
Molecule: messenger RNA, 2001 nt
Organism: Vespula vulgaris
Lineage: Eukaryota; Metazoa; Arthropoda; Insecta; Hymenoptera; Vespidae
Product: MYCBP-associated protein-like
Exons: 1
Coding region: 39-1928 (629 amino acids)
Source: RefSeq, a predicted model, not a curated record